GUGCCUGCGUCCAAUGGUAAAGCAGGAAACUUCCUCGCACGAAAAUUUGUAUUUGUGGUGGUCGACAGCAGCAGUUUUGUUCUGUGGUUUUAUCAAGCAAGAGGUCAGAAUGAUGGAUGCUCUGGCAGUUGUUACCCAGUUGCGGGAUCUGGCAUCCGAGCCCCAGAACCGCGAGGCUAUAGUUCAGGACCAGGGCUGCCUGCCUGGCCUGGUGCUGUUUUUAGACCACAAAGAUCCCAAUGUCCUCCUCGCCACCCUUCAGACUCUGCGUUAUUUGGCUGAGUGGACAGUGAAUAUUGACACCAUGAAGAAUGAACUGGGGAUGAUGGUGAGCCUGGAAACCCUGAUUGAGAAACCGGGGUUAUCGGAGGACAUCUUGAUCAUGGCCAAAGAUGUCUACGGCGUUUUAAGUUCUCCAACCUCUCCAAGCGAGACUGGAACGUUCCAAACACCCGCACAGCAGCAGCAGAGGAAGAACAAGUCUCAGUUCUUCCUCAACAGCGCUAAUAAGAAGGCCAAGACCGUCACUCUGCACAUCGAGGGCCUUGAUGGAGUGGAUCAACGAGGCAUGUGUGAGGAGGCUUUACUGAAGGUCAAGGGCGUCAUCAGUUUCACCUUCCAGAUGGCAGUGAAGAGGUGCACCGUCCGCAUCCGCUCAGACCUGCCCACUGAGAAUCUGGCUACUGCUAUUGCGGCCACUAAAGUCCUGCAGGCCCAACAGGUGGUGAAGAAUGAAACUGGGGAGGAGGUGUUGAUCCCUCUCAGCGUGUCCGGCUCCACCAUCCAGGAGAACUCCCACCUGCCCGACUACCUCCCUGAGGACGAGAGCCCAGAGAAGGACCUGGGCCGCGCCGUGUCCCGCUCCGGCGCCAAGGAAGACCCCAGUGGCAGUUGGCUCAACACCGCCGCCAGCUUCCUCACGCGAUCCUUCUACUGGUAAAGGCAGACCUUUGGUGGGCCGCAGGCAGCAGUCGGAGGCAGUUUGCAUCUUUGUGUGUGCGUGUGAGAGAGAGAGAGAGACACAGACACACACAGGCACACUUCUGUAACCACACUGCCUCUGCAGGACUUGUGCAUUGCUCUUAACUCACUCAGCAGGUGUACCGGUUAUGACGGCCCCGUCAGUGCUUUCUCAUGCUCUCAAAUCCUCUCGCGUCUUACCUGGACCACUGCCUGUUACAGCAUCUGCCAUCAUCAUCCUGGGUAAUUACAAUAGAAUUGACUUUGCCAAGCUGUUAUGGAGAUAGGAGGCUUUUGGGUAGAAAUGCAUUCUGGAACACUGUUACAGGAGACACCAGUCUGCUGCAUCAUUGGUGCCUCUCUACCCAUGUCUGUUUAUCUCAAGAUUAACAUCCGAGCACGUUUUUGUGGUUAGCGAUGUAAUAGGCUGUGCUUUCUCAGGACAUAUCAGAAGAUGGAUGCUUAUGGAUGUUUGGCAAACCAGGUGUGGAGUUGCUGUUCAGGCUCAUUUGUAGUUAUCUGUACAGGUGUGUUACUUUCACACGAGUGUGUGUGCUCGUAUAAUUGCUGAUGUUUUCAAGGAGUGACUCUUCACUCUGACAGUUCCUACAUGUCUGUAGGUCAUUUUCCAUCUUUCUAUUUAUGUCUUUCCUAAUCUGUGCCAUUUUCUGUCCUCUGUUUCUAUUCUGUAACUUUUGUAUAUAGUCUCGAGACACAAUUUCUAUGCUGCAAGAUUAAAAAAAUGAACAAGUUAUUUCACCAGGAACAGUAGAUUUUUGAUGUUUGAAAAAACACACGCACACAUUGUUCUUUGUAGUGCACUGGGGGUGUUGUGAUGGGCCGAGUCUGUAUUAUUUGUUCUCAUGCCAUUUGUACAAAGUAAUAAAAACUGGAUUUAAAACUAA
Messenger RNA from Engraulis encrasicolus (European anchovy), 1865 nucleotides. RefSeq names its product armadillo repeat containing 1, like (gene armc1l). The transcript has 7 exons. Gene Ontology annotation, molecular function: metal ion binding; protein binding. NCBI's taxonomy places the organism in Eukaryota, Metazoa, Chordata, Actinopteri, Clupeiformes, Engraulidae. The record is from RefSeq and is a predicted model, not a curated record. Bases 14 to 940 code for a protein of 308 amino acids.